Molecule: messenger RNA, 2702 nt
Organism: Arachis stenosperma
Lineage: Eukaryota; Viridiplantae; Streptophyta; Magnoliopsida; Fabales; Fabaceae
Product: lysine histidine transporter 2-like
Exons: 9
Coding region: 372-1730 (452 amino acids)
Cellular component (GO): plasma membrane
Source: RefSeq, a predicted model, not a curated record
AUUAAAUAUAUACGUUUAAAUACGUUUUAAGAACGAAUAAGAGUUGAGAUGAUUUUCCUUUUCUGAAUGAGAAAGGAACAUACAUGUACCUCAAAGUGUGUAACCGUGAAAGCAGGGGCAAAGACUUUAAUAGUGACACGAGAAUUGAAGCUGAGUUUUUGUGUUUCAGUUUCAGAGUGCAUUUCACAAACUAUAUUCUGAUCUAUCUUCACUACUCAUGUGUUGUUGUUGCUGCUGCUGCUCUUGGAGUUUCGUGCUACCUUAUUUGGGAAUCUUCCAAACUAUUUUUCAGCGGGAGAGGGAAAACUAAAGCAGAAGAAACUAAGGCUUGACUUCUAAUUGCUAAAAAGAACCAAAAGAAAAAGAGAUACAUGGGUUCUGAGAAGGAAGUAAGUGGUGACGGUUUGGCAUCUGCACCAAUAACAACAACAACAAGAGGUUCAAAGCAAAAGAACCUUGAUGAUUGGCUUCCCAUAACUGCUUCAAGAAAUGCGAAAUGGUGGUAUUCUGCUUUUCACAAUCUUACCGCCAUGGUUGGAGCUGGAAUUCUUAGCCUUCCUUAUGCCAUGUCACAUAUGGGUUGGGGUGCUGGUGUUACAGUGAUGAUCCUGUCAUGGAUAAUCACGUUAUACACGCUAUGGCAAAUGGUUGAGAUGCACGAAAUGGUACCUGGGGGAAAGAGAAAUGACAGGUAUCAUCAAUUGGGACAAGAAGCUUUCGGAGAAAAACUUGGUCUGUGGAUUGUGGUUCCUCAACAACUGCUUGUUGAAGUUGGUACAUGUAUUGUAUACAUGGUUACCGGAGGCAAGUCUUUGAAAAAGGUUCAUGAAACCUUUUGUCCCGAUUGCAAACAAAUCAGAACCACUUAUUGGAUCAUGGUGUUUGCUUCUGUAAACUUUGUGCUUGCACAAAUUCCUAACUUUAACUCUAUUUCCGCUAUCUCUGCUGGUGCAGCCGUUAUGUCUCUCAGUUACUCAACAAUUGCUUGGGCUGCGUCUAUCAAGAAAGGGAUUUCAAAAGACAUAGACUAUACUGUAAAAAUGAAAAGCACGAGCGAUGGUGUGUUCAAUUUCUUCUCUGCUUUGGGAGAUGUGGCUUUUGCAUACGCAGGCCACAAUGUGGUCCUUGAAAUCCAAGCGACAAUGCCUUCAACUGCGGAGAAACCUUCUAAGAUACCAAUGUGGAGAGGAUGUGUUUUGGCAUACAUUGGAGUUGCAUUAUGCUACUUCCCUGUUGCCUUUAUUGGCUACUACAUGUUUGGAAAUUCUGUGGAUGAUAACAUCCUCAUCACACUCCAACGCCCUGCUUGGCUUAUUGGCAUUGCUAAUUUGUUUGUUGUCAUCCAUGUUGUUGGAGGCUACCAGGUAUUUGCAAUGCCAGUGUUUGAUAUGAUUGAAACCUUCUUGGUUACACGGUUGAAUUUCUCACCUUCUACUACCCUGCGAUUCACAACUCGCUUUCUAUAUGUUGGAAUUACAAUGUUCAUAGGAAUUUGUGUCCCAUUUUUUGGGUCUCUUCUUGGAUUUCUUGGUGGAUUCGCAUUUGCUCCCACCUCUUACUAUCUUCCAUGCAUCAUAUGGCUUAAGCUCAAGAAACCUAAAAAAUAUGGCUUGUCAUGGACGAUUAAUUGGAUAUGCAUUAUUAUUGGAAUAUUGAUAAUGACACUAUCUCCUAUUGGUGCAAUGAGGAAUAUCAUUCUAUCAGCUAAGGAUUACAAAUUUUUCUCAUGAGCUUUAAGGAAUCAUUAUUCUGUUAUUGGGUUCAAAGUUGGUUGAUGGGAGAACGCAAAAAAGAAAAAGAAUUAAAUUAAGCACUUUUGAGGCACUUGAUAUAUAUAUAUAUAUAUAUAUAUAUAUAUAUAUAUAUAUAUAUAUAUAUAUAUAUAUAUAUAUAUAUAUAUAUAUAUAUAUAUACAAGACAUUGCAUUGUUUUGCCUAGCCUUGUAAAAAGAUGUCUUUAUAAAUUUAAGGUCUAGCUUUAAUUUAGUAGGAUUUUAUUUUGCCUUAUAAUCAAGUGCACAUAUAUUACAAAGAGUUUAUUAGACAGUCAAGUGCUUUAAUGAAUUUAUUAAUAUUGGUGUACGCAAAUAUUUAUUUCUUCUAAAAUUUGGAAGAAAAAGAGAAUGUGAUAAAUCAAUUCUUCUUGAACAUUUAUGAAUUUAGUGUGUACUUUGUUUAAAUAAAAAAUCAACUACCCAGUCUGAAUCUCUCGAGUAGAGAGAUGUUUAAAUUAGGGUUAUUUUGUGUGGCUUGUGACAGAUGAAGCUUUUGGUGAGUAUGUUAAGCACUCUUUGGUUUCGAUGCAACAAAUUUAUUUUUGAACCAACCGCAUCGCUGCGUGAAGAUUGCUUUCUUUCUUGCUAAGAAUUACCAUCUAGCCCAAGAGGAAGUGAAGAGAUGGAGAAGAAAGAUGAAAUUAUUGAUGAAGAUGCAAGUCAGGACCAAGUCAAAAGCAUCAUACAAAGUGGGUGUGGGUACCCAACUUAACUUCGUAGCAUGUGAAUUGGAGGAGUUGCAGGUAGAGGAUUCAUGGCACAUGCAAAAUGGCCACGUCAGCUCCGUCACCCCAUGACAUGAAGUGUAAUACAUACGAAAUAUAUAGGUUGAUAAGGAUUUUAGACCGAUUUGAUAAGUUUAAAAGUAAAUUACAUUUGAAGAGUGUGAGAGUAUUUAUUUAUAAUAGAGUUGAUAAUUAUUUUUGUU